AUGGAGCAGUGGAGGAACAUGGCCGCGAAGGCGUCGGCUCGCAGCUUCACCUACAUCAACGAGACGAAUGCAGUAGUCGAGGCCAUCAAUGGCGCCCGCCAGCAGUACCGCCUGGCCGCCGAGGACUGUCGCAGAUUCCGCCCGGGCGUGCAUCCCCUGCCCAACACCGGCCAGGGCGCUUCAGCAGGCGGCCUCAUCAUCGACCUCGCCAUCGGCCGGAUCAAGCGCAUCAGCAGGUUCCACGCCGUACUGGGCAACGUCUUCUCCCUCUGCGUUGCGCACAUCGGUCUCCAAGCCAACACGCCGUGCUGGUGGGACAGGUGGCAACUCCACCGCGCUGACGCUGCCCGCCACGCGGAGACGGCGCUGCAGUGGCUACACUCCGCCAAGUCGCACGGCCAUGCGGCCGUCGGCGUCUUCCACGUCAUGCUCAGGCCGCCAUCGCCGCGAGCAGUCGCCUACGCCUGGGCACCCGCGGCAGAGCAGCUCCUGCGCCGCGCGAAUGACGAUCUGGCCAUGGCGGAGGCCGCGGUGGAGCGGAUGCGACCGGCCAUUGUGGCCCAGUACUCCGACGCAUGUAUGCUUCUGCAUGGAUGA
Molecule: messenger RNA, 597 nt
Organism: Aegilops tauschii subsp. strangulata
Lineage: Eukaryota; Viridiplantae; Streptophyta; Magnoliopsida; Poales; Poaceae
Source: RefSeq, a predicted model, not a curated record